Mya arenaria is the source of this 3304-nucleotide messenger RNA. RefSeq names its product solute carrier family 12 member 9-like. The coding region runs from base 148 to 2991 and encodes 947 amino acids. Gene Ontology annotation, biological process: cell volume homeostasis; potassium ion homeostasis; chloride transmembrane transport. The record is from RefSeq and is a predicted model, not a curated record. The transcript has 12 exons. Gene Ontology annotation, molecular function: potassium:chloride symporter activity. Gene Ontology annotation, cellular component: membrane. NCBI's taxonomy places the organism in Eukaryota, Metazoa, Mollusca, Bivalvia, Myida, Myidae.
AUGAAACUAGAUGUUUAUACUAUUCAGUGAAUUGUUUUUUAAGGUACCGGGCUAAUGUGUUAAGAUAGAGUUAAAAUGUAUAAAAAAAUCUGUAAAUCAAAGCAGUGAAAAUUGAAUUUACAUCCAGUAAAAAGAACGAUUUCAAUAAUGAACAUGAACGAGAAUAGAGACAAAGAGAGAUCUGUUCUCGGAUCGGAAUACAGAACUAAUGAGAACUACGGAACUAUCAAUGUGUCAGAUGGCGAUAGACAAGCAAACAGUGACGAUGUUCCCCUAAUUCAUUCCCCGAUGGUCUGGCAACUUCCAAGGCAAAAGAUGCACGCGAAGAAACAAGGCGUUUAUAACACAGAAAAUUCGCGAAGAACGCUGAACACGUUUUCUGGAGUCUUCUGCCCGAUUGCCCUGAACAUGUUUGGCACCAUUCUAUUCCUUCGAAUAGGACUGGUGAUUGGCCAGGCGGGUAUUGUACUAACCAUUGUCCAACUGUUGUUGGCCUACCUCAUCCUGUUGCUGACAGUGUUAAGUAUUUGUGCUAUAUCGACCAAUGGAGCGGUGGAAGGGGGUGGAGCCUAUUACAUGAUAAGCAGAGCCCUGGGUCCGGAAUUUGGCGGCAGUAUUGGUUUUCUGUUCUUUGUGGCGAACGUUCUGUCGUGUGCCCUGUACGUGUCUGGUUUUACGGAGGGGAUCAUGGAAAAUUUCGCGCAAGGAGGUACGUAUGUGUCAGCGACAUCAGGUUUGCCGACGGACACGGACGGGUGGUGGAAGUAUCUGUACACGACAGUUGUGAUGCUUAUCAUGCUGCUGGUCUGCAUGGUCAGCGGGUCCAUGUUUGCAAAAACACUCUCCGUCAUCUUAUUGAUCACAAUUGUGUGCACACUGUCCGUGUGCAUCAGUGUGUUUGCGGAGAACAAAGAGAGGGCAAUAGGGAUUCCAAGGGAGAACACACGCUUCAAUUCCUCUGAUGUUACAUUCAACUACACGGGUCUCAGGUCGAAAACAUUCCACCAAAACGCCUUCUUGCGUUACACGAACGCCUCCGGAGUGGACGUCGACUCCUUCCAGGUAGAUUACAGCACGGGAAAAGUGAUGAACUUUGAGACUGUCUUCGCUGUUCUUUUCAGCAGCGUAACCGGAAUUAUGAAUGGCGCCAACGUGUCAGGUGAGCUGAAGGAUCCUAGCAAGUCAAUCCCGAGGGGAACACUGGCGGCAGUAUGUUUUACGUUCUGCACCUAUUUCGUUCUCGUCAUUCUUGUUGGAGGGUCUUGCUCCAGAGACCUGUUGAUCAACAACUAUCUGUUUCUCCAGGAUAUCAACUGGUGGAGUGGCUUUGUCCUGAUUGGAAUAUUUGCCACAACCCUCUCAGCCGCUCUAGGGAACCUCAUAGGGGCCUCAAGAAUAUUGGAGGCCCUGGCUAAUGAUCACCUGUUUGGAAAGGUGUUAAACCCAGCCACGAAAACUACGAAGGGAGGUAACCCGUAUGUUGCUGUGCUGAUUUCUUGGGUGCUUGCACAGCUGGUACUAUUGAUUGGCUCCCUAAACUUGAUAGCCCCGCCAACCACCGUGUUCUUUCUGCUUUCCUACGCCUCUACCAACCUCGCAUGUGUAGCCCUGGAUCUCGCCUCUGCACCAAAUUUCAGGCCAACGUUCAAGUACUUCAGCUGGCACACUUCCCUAUUGGGCUUGCUGGGAAGUAUGGUGAUGUGUUUCUUCAUAUCCUCCAUCUACACGUCAGUGGCGAUCAUCAUCAUGCUGGUGUUGAUCAUAGUUCUCCACCUGCGCUCCGUGCCGAGCCAGUGGGGAUCUAUAAGUCAGGCCUUGAUUUUCCAUCAGGUUCGCAAAUACUUACUGAUGUUGGACAUCCGAAAGUCCCACGUCAAGUACUGGCGGCCACAGAUCCUUCUGAUGGUAUCGAGGCCCAAACAGUCGCCCCAGCUCAUCGACUUUAUCAACGAUAUCAAAAAAGGCGGUCUAUACGUCAUAGGGCAUGUGCGUAAAGGUCAUAUUGAUGACUUCAAAGAAAAUGACCCACUAAAUGAUGAGCAUUUACGUUGGAUGCAAUUAGUUGAUAGGCUACAGAUUAAGGCUUUUGUUGAACUGACUCUGGCUCGAACGGUAUGCGACGGUCUCUAUUACUUGAUACGCUCAGCUGGAAUUGGUGGUCUGAAAACAAAUACUGUGUGUUUUGGGUUUUAUGAUAAUCACAAGGCGGAAGAUGCACUGGCCAAGUUUCGUUAUCAACGGAAGCGGAUUUUCGGAGCGGUGUCAAAUGCGGGACAGCUGUUCGAUGCCGGGGAGAUUUUCAGGGGAACAAGAAAAGGGGACAAAGACUUGACUGGCACCGAGUAUGUGAAGAUGAUUGCUGAUUCACUAAAACUGCACAAGAACGUGAUGCUGUGUCGUCAUUUCCAUCAGCUUGAUAAAGAGGCAAUGAAAUCGUCAAAGGGGACUUUGUUUAUUGAUGUGUGGCCAGUAAACUUCUUCCGACCGGAAACGUCAAGUUAUUUCGACAACACAUGUCUCUUCCUACUUCAGCUAGCUUGUAUCAUAAACAUGGUCCCAGGCUGGAAAUCUAGAGCAAGUCUGAGAGUCUUCUUAUUUGUUAACUCACUCUCCGAAAAUGACAACAACAAGGAACAUAAACUUGAAAUAUAUUUACGUCAGCUGCGCAUUCCUGCAAAAAUCCAGGUUGUCUCGUGGGAAACCAUAGCCCCAGGCAUGAUCACCAAAGACAGUUUUGAUCUUAGUCUCCACUAUUCAGAAAGUCGCAUGCAGGAUUAUAACCCCAUUUCCUCAGACAUUCUACAGGCGAUAAAUCAAACAAUAGUAUCAUCUUCAAACAGAACUGCGGUGACAUUUUUGUACCUUCCCCGACCUCCAGAAGAUAGAGUUGAUUACGAGCGAUAUCUUACGCAGUUGGAAGAAAUAUCGGACAACCUUCCGCCAACGGUGUUUGUACAUGGAAUACAUCCUGUUACCUCGACUACACUUUAAUGUAAAGACAGGGACUAACUGCAUGUUUUUAAAGACAUCACAUUUCUGACAACCGAUUGCUGUUGUGACAGAAUGUCGUUUUAUGUGGAUGUCGAAGCUUUCAAAGUGAAAUUAGUUUUAUUUGCGAUACAUGUUUACUACUGUAUCAACAUUCGGAUUGUGCGCAGAUGAUGGAAAUGUCUUCUGUUUAAAAAAUAACUUUCCAUCAAUGUUUGGCCAUAUAUUUAUUUAUACAUGUACAUGAAUGUUUUAUUUUUUAUUUUGUCGUUAUGCUUUAAUGUAUUUCAAGCUAAUAAAGAAAAUAUACAUCGUA